AUGGUGAAGAUUUGCUGUAUUGGUGCUGGAUAUGUUGGUGGUCCAACCAUGGCAGUCAUUGCACUUAAAUGUCCAUCCAUUGAAGUGGCUGUUGUCGACAUAUCUUGUCGUGGCAAGAAUCUCUUCUUCAGCACUGAUGUUGAAAAGCAUGUCUUUAAGGCUGACAUAGUGUUUGUUUCUGUUAACACCCCGACUAAAACUCAGAGUCUCGGUACUGGCAAAGCAGCAGAUUUGACAUAUUGGGAGAGCGCGUCUCAUAUGAUUGCUGAUGUCUCAAAGUCUGACAAAAUUGUUGUUGAGAAAUCAACUGUUCCUAUCAAAACUGCUGAGGCUAUUGAGAAAAUCUUGACUCACAAUAGCAAGGGAAUCAAAUUCCAGAUUCUAUCAAACCCGGAAUUCCUUGCUGAGGGAACCGCAAUCAAAGAUCUUUUUAAUCCAGACCGUGUUCUUAUUGGAGGCAGGGAAACCCCGGAAGGCUUUACAGUUGUUCAAACUUUGAAGAGUGUUUAUGCUCAUUGGGUUCCCGAGGAGAGAAUACUAACCACAAAUCUCUGGUCUGCCGAGCUAUCUAAGCUUGCUGCUAAUGCCUUUUUGGCUCAAAGGAUUUCAUCAGUUAAUGCAAUGUCAGCACUUUGCGAAGCCACUGGUGCAAACAUUCAACAGGUGGCCUAUUCCGUCGGCACUGACUCAAGGAUCGGACCCAAGUUCCUUAACGCUAGUGUCGGUUUCAGUGGUUCCUGCUCCCAGAAGCGAUACCUGCAACAACAUCAACACAACAACAAACACAGAACUGGAAAAGAAAAAUAA
Messenger RNA from Vicia faba (fava bean), 807 nucleotides. NCBI's taxonomy places the organism in Eukaryota, Viridiplantae, Streptophyta, Magnoliopsida, Fabales, Fabaceae. The record is from the annotation of a GenBank genome assembly.